UGCUUUCCACAGAAGCUUUGGAAAAUGCUGGAAAGCGACGAGUUCAGGUCCAUUUGGUGGAGCGAGAGUGGAAAAUGCAUAGCAGUCAAUGAGGAACUCUUCCAAGAGGAGGUGCUGGGCAGGACAGGGCCUCUGCGGGUUUUUGCCAUGCAGAAGAUGAAGAGUUUUGUUCGGCAGCUGAAUCUCUAUGGAUUCACCAAAAUUAAACGGGACUUUGAAAGAUCUGCCUCCCUGCCUGAAUUCCUGGCAGAAGAAGCAGCAGCUGCUGCUCACAGCAAG
Molecule: messenger RNA, 279 nt
Organism: Chaetura pelagica (chimney swift)
Lineage: Eukaryota; Metazoa; Chordata; Aves; Apodiformes; Apodidae
Product: heat shock transcription factor, Y-linked-like
Exons: 1
Biological process (GO): regulation of DNA-templated transcription
Molecular function (GO): sequence-specific DNA binding; DNA-binding transcription factor activity
Source: RefSeq, a predicted model, not a curated record